Xyrauchen texanus (razorback sucker) is the source of this 1743-nucleotide messenger RNA. RefSeq names its product transmembrane 4 L6 family member 4-like. The transcript has 5 exons. NCBI's taxonomy places the organism in Eukaryota, Metazoa, Chordata, Actinopteri, Cypriniformes, Catostomidae. Gene Ontology annotation, cellular component: membrane. The coding region runs from base 116 to 709 and encodes 197 amino acids. The record is from RefSeq and is a predicted model, not a curated record.
AUUCACUCGCAAAAGCACAGCAACGGAAGCCUUACUCGAACAAAGGACUCCGAGAGGCAAGACCCAUCACACACACUUCCUGUGGACUGUAUUUCAAUUGAGGACAGGCUGAAUCAUGUGUUCUGGAGGUUUUGCCAAAUGCCUGGGGAUCACCCUCAUCCCUCUGGCCAUCGUCUGUAUCCUCUGCAACAUUCUGCUCUUUUUCCCCGGAGGUAAAGUGGCCGAUAAGAGUGAAGACAUCACAGAUGAAGUCUUUUACUUAGGAGGAAUUCUGGGAUCUGGUGUGCUGAUGAUUUUCCCUGCGCUGGUUUUCCUGGGCUUGAAGAACAAUGACUGCUGCGGAUGCUGUGGAAACGAAAGCUGCGGAAAACGAUUUGCCAUGUUUAGUUCCAUUUUGUUUGCUGCGGCCGGAGCUGUUGGUGCUGGUUACUCUGUUAUUGUGUCUUGUUUGGCUAUUAAUCGUGGACCCAAAUGUUUUAUUAAUGAAUUAAACAGCACAUAUCCUUUUAACAAUGGAAACUACCUGUCCAACCAAACGAUUUGGGAUGAUUGUGUGAAGCCAGAUGAUAUCAUCCCAUGGCACUUGACCCUGUUCUGUAUCCUGCUGAUCACUGGUCUGGUCCAGAUCGGUCUGUGCGCCUUCCAGGUGAUCAACGGACUGAUUGGCACAAUCUGUGGAGACUGCUGUGGAUGCUGUGGGGACUCUUAAACUACGCUGGAUGGACUCGGAUCGUGAGAGGGAUUCUUCGGCUAAAAUCAAACAUCAAACUCUGUAAUAGUCACAUUGUUCACCUCAUGACUUCUAUUUAUAAUGUUUGGAUGGUUUUUGUUUGUUUGUUUGGUUAUUCCAUGCCUGCUGUAUACAACAACAUCUGCCUGAUGGCUAAUGGCUUAUGAAGGCAAUAUAUAUUUAUAUAUAGAGAUAGAGCAUAUCAAAUAAUGUUAUUACAUUUAUAAAAUAUAUAUGAUGUAGACAGGAUAUAUAUAUAUAUAUAUAUACAUAUAUGAUAUAGAUAUUUGUUCAAAAUGUUAGAGAAUGUUAUUUUCUUACUACUACUGUAUUUAGUGGGUUUUAUAAUAAUGGAAGGGAAUGUGCAAUUAUAUGAUUUUAUAUAUAAAAGAAUAACAGAUACAAAUAAGUUUCAUCCCAAGAAAUUGGUUGAAAUCAGUUGCUAUAGUACCGUGUUGUAAAAUAAUAUUUUACACAAAUAAAUUCUUGAAAUAAAAAUAAAUAUAAAAUCAGUGUCCUUGUUGUUAAUAAUUGCACUAUUCUGUGAAAGUCAGCAAGAAUUUGUUCAGAAAUUUCUCUCAAAGAAAAACAGGAAACAGACUGUAAAACAAAAAGACUCUAGAGACUUUUUUGGUAACUUGAUAAACAACAGCUGCUCUACAUUAGAUGUUUUGCAUCUUUUCAUACUAAAUAUGUAAAGAUUGCUCAAUUACAUGCAAGAGAUGAGACUGUACUCGGCCCUUUUUGAUAAGAGUCAUUAUGUAAUUGUAUAAAUUAUUUCCAGGUUAUAGAGAGAAGACAUUGUGUAAAGUAAAUGUUUGUUGUUCUGCCAUUAUGAUUUUGAUGUGUUAUCAGGGCAUUUAUGAGGGGAAUGUUGUUUUAUGGAGGGUUUAUUGGUAACAGCUCACAUCUUCACACAGAAAUGAUUAACUUUAUGCCUCUAUGUGCCAUGUGACUGAUAUUUUAUAACUAAAAACUUUCACCCCAAUACAUUUGUCAUGCUAAUUGUGGUA